Molecule: messenger RNA, 849 nt
Organism: Trichoderma virens Gv29-8
Lineage: Eukaryota; Fungi; Ascomycota; Sordariomycetes; Hypocreales; Hypocreaceae
Exons: 2
Coding region: 1-849 (282 amino acids)
Source: RefSeq, a predicted model, not a curated record
AUGAACUCCACCAAUUCGUGCCCCGUCGAAGGCAAUUCCGAUCUCUACGGCCUCGGCAUCCGCAUCGGCAUCUACGUCCAGAUGAUGACCGUCCAGCUGUCCGGCCUCGCCAGCGCAAUCUUCAAGACCGAAGACACGCUCGGCCAGGGCACAAUCAUCCUCGUCCUCGCAACCGGUAUCGUCUUAGUCACCCUUUUACAAGAAGAAAAUGCCAUCCAGCCUGUCGAGGUCUUCCCCAUCCUCACGCUGCUGCUCGCCCAGGUCGGCGUCUGUCGCGUUCCUUACUGGAAGGGCCAGACCACGGCCCUCAUUUACACCUUUGAGGUUGGAGCGUUGAUCGCGCUGUUUGCUUGGUUUUGGUGGCAUGGCAUGGAUACGUUGCAUCGGACGUGUCCCGACGACAAGGCCUUUUUCUUUGCAAAGGUCAGCAUUUGGCACUGGUUCCGCACUCUCAACAAGGUCGGCUCCGUAUUUGCCAUUAUCGGCGGCGUCGUCUCCGUCGUCUUCUAUCUCGCAGCCUUAAUCCUCUUCACCUUUGUCCGCGCCGCCAAUUUCGUGAAGCGGUUCAACAAGAAAGAAGGUACCAAGUCCAAGGAGGAGGACAACCCCAUGGGCUUUGGCCCGGUCGAUUUCCUCGUCAACAUUGGCGCCAUCGUCUAUGUGGAAAUGGCCCUCAAAUGGAACAACAUCUCGGGCGUCCACAGCCUCGCUACCCCGGGCCAGUUCAUGCCCUUUUUCAUCUCCAUCGCGCAGCUGCUCAGCGUUUUUUAUGGAGUUGGCAAGGGGUUGUUGUCUAUGGCUGCCGAUGAGGAUGAUGAUUCCGAUUCAGGAUCUGGUAAGACUUCCUGA